AUGUCUUCCUGUCCUCAGUCUCCAGGGCGACCGCAGAGAUCUAAGCGCAGAUGCCUGUCUGCAGCGGUGGGGGGGCGGGGCUUCGUUCCAGCUUCGUCUCUCAGGGCCCUCCACCUGGGCCCCUGGCUGGAGGCCCCGAGACCACCCGCGUCCUGCUCCUCCUCCUCCUCGUCCUCCUCGUCCUACCUCACCCCGGUGUCAGAGGAGGAGGUGGAGGAGGGGGCGUCUCCGGGAGGACACAGUCCUGUCUGUCUCAGCCGCAGGUUGAAGCAACGUCUGACGGCGGCGGCGUCCACCGCGGCCGAGUCUCUGUCCUUCCUGACGGAGGAGGAGAAGAGAUGGCUGGACGGCGAGCAGGGGGACGCCCCCACAGGGACGGAGGAGAUCGUCAUCAGCGACGAGGAAGACGAGGCCGUGGUCCGCUCCGCCCAGGAGGACGAAGACGAGGCGUUCGCCCGGAGCCUGCAGGCCCAGUUUGACCAGGAGGAGACACACAGACAUCAGCAUCUUCAUCAUCAUCAUCUUCUUCAUCACCAGCUGAGCCACCACAGGUAUUAUCCCUACACGGAGGACAGCUGGACGCCUCGUCUCCCGGCCGCUGUCUCGCCGCUGGUCGCCGUGGAGCACGAUCUGAUUGGUCAAACCAGAAGACGUGGGCGGGGCCGGAGGAGGAACGCCCAACCGGAGCUCUCAGAAGACCUUCAGGGAAACGACUACGAGGCUCUCCUGGCGUUCGAGGACCGCCAGGGACCCGUCGUGUCCAGGAAGUUGACCCGGGGACAGAUCCAGAGGUUUCCCACCAAAACCUUCCAGGCCGGCGCCGGGAACACGCGGUGUCAGAUCUGUUUCUGUGACUACACCAAUAAGGAGAAGCUGAGGAUCCUGCCCUGUUUCCAUGACUACCACGUCCAGUGUAUCGACCGAUGGUUGAAGGACAACGCCACCUGUCCCGUCUGCAGAGCCAACCUGGCGGACGGCGCCGGCCUCGCCCCCCCGCAGCCCCUCUGACGGCGGCCGUCGUCCGGGGCGACGGGGCGUCCCCGUCCCCGUGGUUUUAAAGGACAACUCGUCUGUUUUUAUACUGUUUAUUUAACCUGCUGCUGUCGUUCUGUAUUAAAUGUCGAGACUUUUCCCUCUGGUGUCUACUCCUUC
Molecule: messenger RNA, 1152 nt
Organism: Etheostoma spectabile (orangethroat darter)
Lineage: Eukaryota; Metazoa; Chordata; Actinopteri; Perciformes; Percidae
Product: E3 ubiquitin ligase BIG BROTHER-related
Exons: 8
Coding region: 1-1008 (335 amino acids)
Biological process (GO): ubiquitin-dependent protein catabolic process
Cellular component (GO): nucleus
Molecular function (GO): ubiquitin protein ligase activity
Source: RefSeq, a predicted model, not a curated record